Molecule: messenger RNA, 2303 nt
Organism: Cuscuta campestris
Lineage: Eukaryota; Viridiplantae; Streptophyta; Magnoliopsida; Solanales; Convolvulaceae
Source: the annotation of a GenBank genome assembly
GCGUACAAUUUGGUAAAUUGGUUGAGUAUAGUCUGUUGAAUUUUGAAAACUUUAGUAGGUGAUUCAAUUUACUCCGGUCCGGGUAACUUUAAAAAUCUACUCGAUCAGGCCGAAUUACCCCCGUAACCCUAGCCAGGCAUCUCAUAUCUCUCUCUGCGUUAUUCCCUCCCUUCGUAGUCCGUUUAGCUCACUGGCACCCUCAGGUUCAUUCCUCAUCUAAUUAGUUUUGGUACUGUCUAAACACAUUGCCUGACAUAGUGACAUGGAAACUGAAGAUAUGGUCAUCCUGCCUAUUUUAAGUGAUUCUGAAACACAGCCUGAAAAUCAUGAUGGUGAAGAUUAUAAUUGUAAACCGAGCUUGAAUCCCCUGUCGGGAGAAGCUAAGGCUAUGGAAGAGGCCUCAAAUGGAGGAAUUUCCGAAAAUGGUGUCGGUGAUAUAAUUGAAGGACACCAGCUAUGUUUGGCUACAAAUGAUGGCAAAGAUUCUGAGAAUGGCGAGAAUGGCUGUCUUAUUGUUCCAGAAGAAAUCAAAACUGCCAUGUCUAGUGCCAAAAGACCAAGAGCAGCCCUUGGAAAAGAGCAACCAUCAGUCCACAUUAUUUAUAAUGCCCUUACCAUUGAGAGAAAACAAAAGCUUGAAGAGCUAUUACAGCAGUGGUCACAAUGGUGUGCUGACCACAACCCUUCAUUACAUGACUCAGAGGAAGCGUUAGAAUCUGGUGAGGAAACUUACUUCCCUGCUCUCCAUGUUGGUGUGGAUAAACCUUCUGCGGUGUCCUUUUGGAUGGAUCUACCAAGGAAGAAAAAGAAUAAGGUGUUAAUUCCAUGUGAUGCCAAUUCUGUCCCUAUUUAUGACCGUGGGAUCACAUUUGCUUUGAGUAAAUCAGACAGUUCAACUAAUUUGGAAGGUGCAGUGGAAGAAGUUGGUGCGUCUCGUUGCUUCAACUGUAGUUCCUAUAGCCACUCAAUGAAGGAUUGCAAGAAGCCUCACGACACUGUUGCCAUCAGCAAUGCAAGGAAACAGCACAGAUCCAAACGCAACAUAAAUGCAGCUUCUCGCAAUUCUAUUCGAUACUAUCAAACCUCUCAAAAGGGAAAGUAUGAUGGUCUAAGCCCGGGCUUUCUUGAUUCUGAAACCCGAAAACUUUUGGGCCUUGGGGAGCUUGAUCCACCUCCAUGGCUUCACAGAAUGCGUGAAAUAGGUUAUCCACCAGGUUAUCGAGAAGAAGACAAUCUUUCUUCAGGAAUCACAAUAUUCGGUGAUGAUGAAAUUAAGAAAGAAACAGGGAGGGGAAAUCUUGAGAAAUCUGUAGAGCCACCUAAGAAAAUGAGUGUUGAGUUUCCUGGGAUAAAUGCUCCAAUUCCAGAUGGUGUAGAUGAACGGCAUUGGGGUAUAUGGUCCUCAAGUGCUAUAGGUUCAAGAACUCAUCAUGACAUUAGACGUCAUGGUAUGACAUCAUAUGCUACAGAAAGGGGUCAUUCUCUUGAGCAGCAAAGGUAUGUUUGGAUAACUUCGUUUUCCAUCAAAUUUUAUUUCCUUUUCACUUUCCUCUGUUAUGUUUCUUUGGUACCGUCCACGUUCCGUACAGAAUGCGAUGGUCUGCUAUGGAUAUGAAUUUUGAAGGAGAUGUAACUCCACCACACCAUUUUAGGAGUUUCGAAGAUGUGGGCCAUCCAAUGCCGUCAUUUAGGGAUUUUGAAGUAGGACCUCCACCGCACCGGUUCAGAAGUUUUGAAGAUGUGGGCCCUCCAAGGCUGGCAUUUAGAGACUUUGAAGCUGAGGGUCGUUGUCUGAGGCAGUGGUUUAGCCAUUUUGAAGAAGAAGAAGCACCCAGAGAGUAUUGGUUUCAUGGGUUUGAAGGGGAAGGUGAUCCACGGCAGCAAUUCGAGUUCAAUGAUGAAUGGCUACCGGGCCCUGAUAACAGCCCAUUUUCUUACGGAUACCGGGAUUAUUAUGACUCAAAUUUCUGCGCAAUUGAUAGUUUUAGAAGAUCACCAUUGUCAUGCGAGCACACUUUCUUCUCCGGUUAUUACCCAAGACAUUGACGGUGGCAACUACGACUGUUUUGCAAAAGCCAGGGAGCAUCAAAACCAAUUCUUGAUACACAGUACAUUUUCCCAACAGAGUAGCAGACCAAGAAUGUUAUAACCCCGUUUGUUUGCCAAAUGUGGAUUCCUAGUCUCUUUUUUGUUGGAUUUUAGGGUGUGAUCAUGUUAAUUCGUGUAAUCAUGUACGUGGAAACAUGUCUUGACUUUUUUUAAUGUCAAUAGUACUAUAGUAGUCGAGUUUCUAACCAUGUUCU